UAUAUACCAUCUGUCUUUAAAUUUAUAUUUUAAUAAUCACUUUACAUCUCGUCGCGGAUGUUCUAUAUAUACAUAUUGCGUGCGCGACAAGCGUUCGAUCCUCGUACGAUUAGUAAGAUAUUAACGCGUGUGCGCGUUACUUUGAAUGAAAGUGCGACGGGGAAACGACGCGUCGCGCGGAAUGAAAAUCACACGCACGAUUGCGCGUGCGUGCGUUUGCGUGUACGAGCGCGAAAUCGUCGCGAUCUCGGCGCGCUGUGAAGAAAGUUCUUCGCUGAAAGGUAGCGUUCGUACCGUUGAGAGAUUUUUUUUUCUCUUUUUUACUAGAAAUUCUGAUGAAAAGUCUACACGAUGUGAUAAGUCUUGAUCGGUCGCGCGUCUAUCUCUCCAUGUACACAUAUCGUUAUAACAUACAUGUAUGAGUGUGUGAAUGUGUGUGGGGGUGGAUGGGUACAUGGGCGCCUAUGCGUCUCUGCUGUCUGUGUGUGUGUGUGUGUGUGUGUGUGUGUGUGUGUGUGUGUGUGUGUGUGUGUGUGUUUGUAUGUGUGCUUGCGUGCGCGUAUGCACACGCAUUUUUUUACGUAAUUUGUGAUUAUUAUUGCAAUUAAUAAUCUAUCUAAGAGACUGCUGUCGCGGCAUUGUAAAUUUUAGGCAAUUAUAAUAGGCAGUACGCGAACGCACGAAGGUGCCGUCGAUUAUUCUCGGUGCCUCUCGCUCGUUAACGGAAGGCAACGGGUACGUCAAGUGGUGCUGCGACGUGCAGCGUCUGUAUUCCUCGUGUAUAAUCGCUGUGUAAAAAUACUGCUCUUCUCGAAAAUAUCUCAGACGCUUGAGCCUCUUAUUAGGGUUCAUUAGUGCCCACGUUACUACUUGUGCUUUUCUUUUUCGAGACACUUUACACGUUUUUCGCCAAAUUCUCUCUAUCCCCCUGUAACUCUUGUAAUUCGCGCGUGAUCGUUCAGAGCGCGUUGCGUCGCGUCGAGUCGAAACUGACGACGGGCAAGAAACGAUCACGGAUCGCGAGUUGAGUAAUAAACAAAAAAAAACGCCCGACGAUCCGCGGACGUUGCUGCGUGCUUUGGGAAUUGCCCGUCUCAUUCAACCGCGAAAACAUUGUCGGGCGAAAUACCUUCGAACUUGGGGUGACGAGUGAGGAUUUCUUCGCGUGGGAGUAUACCUACAGAUUUGUAAAUGUAUACAGAUACGUUUGCAAACUGCGCACUCGACGGAACACGUCGUCCAUCUUAUUCCCGAAUGCGUUUCGCUCGACACCGCCGACGGAUGCAUGCGUGUACAUCCAUAAAUAAUAUAACGCGAAGAUCAUAGCCCGACGUAUUCAACACUGUGUGCGAUUAAUUUUGACUGUCAGUACCACGUAAUAGGACUUUAUCUUCGGGAUCGACGCCAUCCGUUCCUCGAUGAUACCUUGAGUUCGCGCGUCCGAAGACGAAAAUAUGUGUAAAUAGAUAGCGCGCGCCUCUCAAAAGUCCGCUGGUCUAUCGCGCCUGUCGCGCGCGACGAGCGACACGCGCGAUUGCAUUGUCGCGGCGCGCGUGAUAUCUCGCCGAGUAAUCCGCAGCGCGACGCGCGCGCGCGCACAGUCGUUCGUAGAUAAUUUCACACACGUAGAACGAAGCAAGCAGUUUGGGCCGAGCCGGGCAGAUCGAGAGCGCUCGACAAAGUAGCCGCCGAGAGACAAUCGAUUUUCAACUAUGCUGUUGUAACUGUAAAUAUACAAAUGUAAAUCUGAAUUCUAAGAGACGACGAUAAAGAGCGAUAUUUAUUGCGAGCGGGAUAGUGAUUGUGAUCGUGUUAUUUAUUAUUAAUCGGAACGUACGUUCAUAUCGCGAAAUUGAUAAGAGCGAUAAGGUUGAAUGAGAGAGAGAGAGAGAGAGAGAGAGAGAGAGAGAGAGAGAAAGAGAGAGAUUGUAAAUAAAUAUAUCAUUGAGAAGCCGAGGCGUUUGUAUACUUUCGUCUGCAUGCGUUUUCGUACACGACUUCGAAUCGCACGCGGUCGAGAUCGAGAUCGAGAUCGAUUGUUGCGCGCCAUAUUGGAGCGAUUCGAUCGCAGCACGCGGGCAACUUCGGACGAGACGCCGCGGUAAAGUCGCCGGGGGCAUCGCGACUCGCCGUUUUCCCCUCGCAAAAUGAACGUGAUACAGCCGAUGCCGGCGAGAGGACGACGCGGUUACGCGUCGAGAGGAAGGAUCGCGUUGUCGAACACCCAGCGAGUCACGAAUCUCUUUCCGAAGCAUCAAUUCGCAGAAGCCGACCUCGCGAAACCUUCGACGAGCUCCGGGCCGGCGAGUUCCGCCGCGAACACAAAGACGCCGAGGCGUAAUUGGGGACCUAACAAGGAGAAUUGCGUCUCCACGUCGUCCUACCUGUCGAGCGUUUCUCGUCGCAGCGUACGAUUGGCCAACAAUGCGAGAUCGUCGCUCGGCACGUCCAGCAAUGCGGAUUCCUCAGUGGUGAUCGCAUUAACAGCCGGCCGAGGUGACGCCAAGAACGAAGUCGGCCUGGCGGCGAUAGAUCUUCGGUACCCGUAUUUGAUUCUCUGUCAAAUCAGCGACUGCCAGACAUACGUCAACACUUUGACGAAGAUCCAUGUUUUCGAUCCGAUAGAAAUACUGAUGCCCGAAACGAUGUGCCAACGUCGAGGCUGCUCGAGCAAGCUGUAUCGGCUGAUGAAAGAGAAAUUCAACGCGCUGAAAAUCACGCCGAUCUUACGGAUGCACUUCAGCGAGUCGGCCGGCAUGGAACGCGUGCGGACUCUGUGCGCGAGGGAGUACUCAACCGUGGAAUUGAUAGUGAAACAAAAAUAUUACGCCUUAGCGGCCGCCGCGGCGUUGCUCAAGUACGUGGAAUACGCGCAGCAUAUGGUUUACGCGCCGAAAUCGGUGCGGAUCGAGUUUCAAGGAUCACCGAACACCACGAUGAUCGAUAUAGAGAGCGCACGGAGUCUGGAACUGGUUGUGUCGCAGUCCAAGCAUUCCGCCGUCAGUUUGCUGGGCACUAUGGACCGCUGCUUGACCUCUAUGGGUAGAAGGCUACUGCGCGUUUCCAUUCUCCAACCCCCUUGCGACGAGCGCUCGAUCGUGGACCGGCAGUCCUGCGUGGCGGAAUUGGUCGACAAUCGUUCUUUAUGCGCCAGUCUCCAGCCGGUGGUGCAACGUCUCUUCGGCACGGAUCGUUUGCUGACAUUAGCGAGCACGCCCUUAAACACGAACGACAUGCAAAACGCGGAGCGAAAUCUCAACUACGCGCUGCUCCUCAAGAGUUCCCUCGACAUCGUCCCGGAACUGGAAGCCGUUCUCGCGACCGGCACUCACGCCUUCUUCGUGAAGAUGCGAAAGAAUUUGGAAAAUUCCGAGUUCAAAGUUAUGAAGGACAAGAUCAUGACGCUAAUACACGCGGACGCGAGAUUCGUCAAGGGAUCCACCUCGUCGAGUAUGCAACGGUGCUUCGCUAUAAAAGCCGGCAUCAACGAGUUGCUGGACAUCGCGCGGCAAGUCUAUUGCGAGCUAAUCAACGAUAUGAAAAGCUUAGUGGAGGUGUCAGCCGUGAAGCACAAGCUGCCGUUAUCUUUAGAAUACAACGUAAACCUGGGCUACCAUAUGCACGUAGUUGUGCCACGUGGCUUAGACAUCGCGAUCUCCGACUUGUCGGCGGAAUUUAUUCAGGUACGAAAAAACAGGAGAUCCUUUACGAUGACCACGACGGCGUUGUUGACUUUGAAUAAGCAAUGCAGAAAAGCCUGCGAAGAGAUUUAUGUGAUGAGUAAUACUCUGCUGACUCACUUGCUGGAGGACAUCAGGCAGCACAUCGGUUGCCUGUUUCAGCUGAGCGCCGACGUGGCGGAAUUGGAUUUGGUAUUGUCGCUGGCGCAAAUCAGUUGCAAUCCGGAAUACGUGCGGCCGUCGUUCGGGAUGAAAUUAGAACUGAGAGACUCGUUGCACCCCAUUAUGGAGUUAUUCAACACUGACCUCCCCGUACCUAACGACGUAGAUGCAACGAGCGCGUAUAAUUUCCACCUCGUAACCGGACCGAACAUGAGCGGCAAAUCUACAUACCUGAAGCAGAUCGUUCUACUUCAAAUUAUGGCGCAGAUCGGCUCCUACGUGCCAGCGUCGAAGGCGACGUUUCGCGUCGCGGAUCGCAUACUUUGUAGGAUAUGCUCCCGCGACGACGCCGAACUCAACGCGUCCGCCUACGUUCUCGAGAUGAAAGAGGCGCAAUACAUUUUGCAUUCCGUCACGCCGCGGUCUCUCGUUGUCCUGGACGAGCUCUGCCGGCACACCACGGUCGAAGAGGGCUCGGCCAUCGCUUGGUCGAUAUGCGAGAAAUUAUUGCUGACGAGCGCAUUCACGUUCGCGGCGACGCACUUUCUGCACCUCACCGAGCUCAGCAAUAAGUAUCACAAUGUGACAAUCCACUGUUUCGAGACGAAAAUGGCAGAGUCGAACGGCUCGGACCAGUUGCACCUGAUAUACACUCACAAAUUAAACAACGGAACGGCACCCACCGAUCACUACGGUAUCGCUUUGGCGGAGGUGUCCUCCCUGCCGAAAUGCGUCACGUCUAAAGCGCGAGAAUACGCGUCCCGACGGUCGGCGGAUGUGCAGCAGGGCAACCUUGGCUCGAGCACGGAUUGCGUAUCGUGGGAGAAAUCAUGCUACGACGCGGUCGUCCAGCUGCGCGUGCUGCAGGAGAGCAAUCGAUUCGUCUUCGCGAACAUAAUAAGCAUCAUGAAGCAGCUAGACCUGAGCAAGCAACGUAGAACUUUGGCAUCGGCGACGCGGCCGACAGAGAGCACGCGAGUUCCCGCACAAGCGGCGGCGAACUCGCUCGCAACUACUCGGCAGACGAUACAGCAGGAGGCCGAAAACCGUCCGGUCCAGCACUCCUUCGCGCCGGGGGGGAAGGACGAUUCAAUGAUCGCGAACCCGAACGCGACUCAACGAGAAGAGCGGCGAGCAGCGGAGAAGGAGUUAACGAGGGUCGUCGGCGAGCCUGCGUCGAUCGAUGGCAAGGAUUCAGCCGAGCAAGCAGCAGGUGCUGUAGAUCGUGCGGCACUUUCAUUUCCGGGCGCCACGGCGAAGUCCGACGGAAGUCCGUCGAUUAGUUCACACGAUAUCGCGAGCGAAUCUACGUCGAACUCGAUGAAUCUCCAGAGCAUAUCGCAAUUGUGCAAUUUCAACAACGCACCGGAGACGAGUUCGUCCGAACAAUCAAUCAGCCGCAGUAGCAUCACGGACGACCCUCUGUUUUACGUGUGCACGUCCUUCGCGAAGACGAGCAGUCAGAAAACGAUAGUGCUGUCCCGCCAUGAAGCGAACUCGGACGUGAAUCUCGACGUAAGCUCGACGCCCCGAUCGUCCCAGUCGUUCCCGUAUCACGAUUAUUGCUUAUCCGAGAGAGAAUUCGACAUCACUCCGCCGUCGUAUCUUCACUCGACUCCGAGUGAAGUGGCGAAGAUAAGCGCGCGCGUUAAAGAAGCGGAGAUCUUCCGGCAAAUCGAGGGCAACGCCUUUGAUGAAAAGGCCUUUUUCGGCAGCAUACUGGUACCUAUACGCGCAAAUCUCGCCAACGACGACGACGACGACGUAGUGAUGUUACCCGUAUAACUUGUUUUAAUUGUUUUAAUCUUACCUUUAAUCUUACCUUUUAAUCUUACCUUUAAUAAUUACCGUCCAAUAGUUUCGACACAUUCCACAAGCAUUUUUAUCAUCGCGCGCUUUCCGAAAACUCUCCUCCCCCCCCCAGUGACUUUUCACCGCUUACUCCUCUAAGUUUUUUUAAUAAGCGCUCUUUGUGUAAGUUGUCGACAAAGCAAAGCGCCAAACGGGCCAAAUAUGGCAGUUUUGUUUCUGUAUUAAUCAAAGUUUCCGUCCUUACGGCUGUUUCAUUUUUACGCGACUCCACCGACUGAACGCGAGAACUUCCUUGGGAAGUGUACCGGUAGGAAAUAACGGAUCGAUUGGGGAGAUUGAUGGACGUAAAUGUAAAAUGUAAAAUGUUUUAUCG
Harpegnathos saltator (Jerdon's jumping ant) is the source of this 6027-nucleotide messenger RNA. Its product is annotated as mutS protein homolog 4. NCBI's taxonomy places the organism in Eukaryota, Metazoa, Arthropoda, Insecta, Hymenoptera, Formicidae. The record is from RefSeq and is a predicted model, not a curated record. Gene Ontology annotation, cellular component: nucleus. Gene Ontology annotation, molecular function: ATP-dependent DNA damage sensor activity; mismatched DNA binding; ATP binding. Gene Ontology annotation, biological process: reciprocal meiotic recombination; mismatch repair. The coding region runs from base 2148 to 5627 and encodes 1159 amino acids. The transcript is spliced from 17 exons.